CCGACAGAGUGAGUUGUAUAGCUAGGCUUAGCUAUUUCUUACCUCUUGGCAUGGCCAUUCAAAUGUCUUCUUUUGUCUUUGUUUCUCUUACAAUUUUAUUUUGCUUCUCUUCCUUGGAGAAGAGUUUUGCCUUUCAAACAACAAAGGAGGACACAGAAAGCAACAAUCUUCAUCAAUAUACUCAUCUUGUUCACCUCAGCUCACUCCUUCCUUCAUCUUCCUGCAGCUCUUCUGCCAAAGGUCCCAAAAGAAAAGCAUCAUUAGAAGUGGUACACAAACAUGGGCCAUGCUCCCAACUGAAUAAUCAUGAUGGCAAAGCAAAGUCUACAACACCACACAGUGAGAUUCUGAACCAAGACAAAGAAAGGGUUAAGUACAUUAACUCAAGGAUCUCAAAGAACUUGGGCCAAGAUAGUAGUGUGAGUGAAUUGGACUCAGUUACACUACCAGCCAAGUCUGGUAGCCUUAUUGGGUCUGGGAAUUACUUUGUGGUUGUUGGUCUUGGAACACCCAAGAGGGACUUGUCACUCAUCUUUGACACUGGCAGUGAUCUCACUUGGACUCAGUGUGAACCAUGUGCUCGUUCUUGCUACAAGCAACAAGAUGCUAUCUUUGAUCCAUCAAAGUCUACAUCAUAUUCCAAUAUUACAUGCACAUCUACGCUUUGCACCCAGCUCUCUACUGCUACAGGGAAUGAGCCGGGAUGUUCAGCCUCCACAAAAGCAUGCAUAUACGGCAUCCAGUACGGUGACAGUUCGUUCUCCGUUGGCUACUUCAGCCGCGAGCGGCUCUCCGUGACCGCCACCGACAUCGUCGACAACUUCCUCUUCGGUUGCGGCCAAAACAACCAGGGCCUCUUUGGUGGCUCCGCCGGCCUCAUCGGCCUCGGCCGCCACCCCAUCUCCUUCGUCCAACAAACCGCCGCCGUAUAUCGUAAAAUCUUUUCCUACUGCCUCCCCGCCACCUCCAGCUCCACCGGCCGCCUCUCCUUCGGCACCACCACCACUUCCUACGUCAAGUACACCCCCUUCUCCACCAUCUCCCGCGGCUCCUCCUUCUACGGCCUCGACAUCACCGGCAUCUCCGUGGGCGGCGCCAAACUCCCAGUCUCCUCCUCCACCUUCUCCACCGGCGGUGCAAUCAUCGACUCCGGCACCGUGAUCACCCGCCUCCCCCCCACCGCCUACACCGCCCUCCGCUCCGCCUUCAGGCAAGGCAUGUCCAAAUACCCCUCCGCCGGGGAACUCUCCAUACUCGACACGUGUUAUGAUCUCAGCGGCUACGAGGUCUUUUCUAUUCCCAAGAUAGAUUUUUCCUUCGCCGGCGGCGUCACGGUGCAGCUUCCGCCGCAAGGGAUACUCUACGUGGCCAGUGCCAAGCAAGUUUGCUUGGCUUUUGCUGCAAAUGGUGACGAUAGUGAUGUUACUAUAUAUGGGAACGUGCAGCAGAAAACAAUAGAGGUUGUGUAUGAUGUUGGUGGUGGAAGAAUUGGGUUUGGUGCUGGUGGCUGCAAGUGAUUAAGAUUAAACAUAUGCUUUGGGCUAGUUAGAGAAAAAUCAAUCUUAAUUGGCUCUAGGCUUUCAUAAUUAUUGUUGUUCCUUUUAUUGCAAAGUGUACGUAACAGUGGCAAUAGAAAAAAAAGGAAAACAAAAAUGUGGGAAUUAAAUAUAAUAUAAUUUGUAGCAUGAAGAAGAAUGGAGGGGUGAAUAUAUGACUCUCAAGCCGUGCGAUUGCUUGCAAUUGUACAUAUGUAAGGUGGAAAAAAAAAUGUAAACUUGUCCUUGUUAUUAAUUAAAUGUUUGUUGAAUAAAGCGAAAUUAAAGGUCUUGCUUUGGGUUAUU
Molecule: messenger RNA, 1841 nt
Organism: Glycine soja
Lineage: Eukaryota; Viridiplantae; Streptophyta; Magnoliopsida; Fabales; Fabaceae
Product: aspartyl protease family protein At5g10770-like
Exons: 3
Coding region: 51-1517 (488 amino acids)
Biological process (GO): proteolysis
Molecular function (GO): aspartic-type endopeptidase activity
Source: RefSeq, a predicted model, not a curated record